AUGACGCCGUUGCACGGUGCUCUCGACAACAGUGACGACAGCGUAUUCGGCGUGGACAGCGCGGAGAACGCGGACGGCGAGGGCGACGACAGUGACGCUGGCGAGGCCGCGCUUCGCAGCGAGGUGUCGAAACUCCUCCUCGCAUCGCCGCAUCCCUCGGACGACCCGGAAACCCCCGAGAUGAUCGGCGGCAAGCGCAAGUCGUGGCUUCGUGCUGCCCCUCGCACGGCCACAUCAGCAGGACCCUCUUUCGUCCGCGCGAACGACGCUGAAGGAGCCAACGCGAAGGGGGGGAGCGCGUCACGCCCGAAUGCCCGCGCCUUGUCAGUGCGGAGGGCGCCAUUUCCGCCGCUACCGGCGGCAACAGCCGCAGGAGAAGCAGCGUCAACAGCGGCAGUGACUGUGGCAGCAGCAGGCGCAGGAGGAGGGAGCGCGGGGAAGCGGUCUCGUGCCACGUGGCAGGUGAAUAGCGAGGGUAUCGUCACCGCGCUGGAGCGUCAGCUGUCCCUGCCAGCACGCAGUUACUGGCGCUAUCAUGCCCGAGCUCUGCCGCUGGUGAAAGAAGCAGAGCACGCAGAGCACGCCGUACAGGCAGACCCUAUGAUGCUGGCAGAGAAGGCAGUGCGGACGGUGCGGACAGUGCGGACAGUGCGGACAGUGCGGACAGGCAAGGGGCUAACCGCUCGCUCCACCACCUCCCAAUCCACUCAAGCCAAGAAGCCUCGCCUCCUUGCGCACGCGGAUAGCUGCGACCUCCCCCCUCCGCGCCCCCUUUCCCCCGUGGCGCGCGGGACACGCCUCCCAGUUGGUACUGCAGAUUCUUCCCCUCCAGGUGCCCUCUCAGCUGCUGCUGACUCUGCUGCUGCUGACUCUGCUGCUGCUGACUCUGCUGCUGCUGACUCUGCUGCUGCUGACUCUGCUGCUGCUGACUCUGCUGCUGCUGACUUGGAUGCUGACUCUGCUGCUGCUGACUUGGAUGCUGACUAUGCUGGUGCUGGCGCCUGUGUGGAGGGCAGAAGCGGAGGGGGAGGGGAGGAGAGGGUGUCUGGUCGUUGCUUCCCCUCCCCACUCCAUUCAAGCCGCUGGGGGAGUGGGUGGGGGCAGGCGGAGAGGCACAUGGGCGGAGAGAAUAGCGAACAGGCGCGAGCACCAGGGGGGUGUGCUGCAGAGAGUAAUGCAGGCUGGACGGACUGGGGUGGAGAGAGUGGUGAGCAGGCGUCAGCAGCAGAAGGGAGUGUUGAGGAGGGGGUUGAUGCAAGCAGGUGUGGCUGGCAGCAGGAGGCUUCUGAUUCGACAAAGGGCUUCUCCUCCCCAGGCCGUGCAGGCCGCUAA
Closterium sp. Naga37s-1 is the source of this 1332-nucleotide messenger RNA. The record is from the annotation of a GenBank genome assembly. NCBI's taxonomy places the organism in Eukaryota, Viridiplantae, Streptophyta, Zygnematophyceae, Desmidiales, Closteriaceae.